Messenger RNA from Aspergillus pseudotamarii, 411 nucleotides. RefSeq lists its product as uncharacterized. The record is from RefSeq and is a predicted model, not a curated record. The transcript has a single exon. Bases 1 to 411 code for a protein of 136 amino acids. NCBI's taxonomy places the organism in Eukaryota, Fungi, Ascomycota, Eurotiomycetes, Eurotiales, Aspergillaceae.
AUGAAGUUCUUCGCCAUUACUCUUGCCUCCUUGGCUUCUUUCUCUUCCGUACUUGCCAUGCCUAGCGCAUCCACCAACGAUGCGUCAUGCGGCAAGUACAUCUAUGACACCUUUUACAACCCGAAGAGCACCGACGUGUACCACUGGAGGGAGGUCAUGAACGAUACCCCAGAUGCUUGCGCAAACAGCAACGAUGCAUGUGGCAAAUUUAUGUAUGGCUUCUUCAAAAACGACCAAAAUAACCAGGACGUAUGGAACUGGAAGCGGGUCAUGGGUACAUCGAACGCUUGCACGACCCCCGACGAUGGGUCAUGCUCCCACUUCCUCUAUAAAACCUUUCAGAACAAGGAUAGCACCGAUAUUUCAAACUGGAAGAGGAUCAUGGGAACAGACCCGAACCCUUGCAACUAA